Phyllotreta striolata is the source of this 1542-nucleotide messenger RNA. The record is from the annotation of a GenBank genome assembly. NCBI's taxonomy places the organism in Eukaryota, Metazoa, Arthropoda, Insecta, Coleoptera, Chrysomelidae.
GCUAAAUAGAUCGAAAUGGCUUUCACUAAAUCAGCUUUGUUAUUCAUCUGCACCGUAUUUUUGGCCUCUCAGGUCCAAUCUUCGUACAUUAGUUACAAUGUCAAUGAUGAUGAUCUCUCAACGAUAGUACAAAAAAUUGUAGCACUCGCAGAAAAAGUUGUUGAUAAAGUCCUCAGUGUUGUAGCUUCUUUAAUCUCUGGUGCCAACACCGAUUUCAGCGGUACUCAAUCAAAAGUUCUCGAUGUUAUUGGGGAAGUCUUAAAAAAAGGAAUUGAUGCAUUCAACAAUGUUCUCGGGGAUUUGUCGAAAGACAGCGGCGCUGACGGACAGAAACUGAUUAAAUGCUUGGUCAGUGAGGAAUCUGACAGUGUAGCCGUUGUUCAGAAUUUAGUUAAAUCGAUCACCAACUGCGCUCAGAAGGACUUGGUAGCUUUGCUUAACAAAGUAGACCCAUUAGCCAAGGAUCUUACCUCCAUCGGGGCCAAGGCCAAAACUGAGCUAGCCAGAUUAGACAAAUGCAAGGGAAGCGACACGCAAGCCCUUCUUUGCAUAAUUGAUGCUGUGACUAAAACAUUCGAUGCCAUCAAAGACGACCUUCCGACGAUCCAGAAAGAUAUCGAGCCCAUCAAGGACGACUUACCCGCAUUCAAAGACGCUGUCGUCUCCUGCUGGACCAAUUCUGUAAAAAAAGAAGUUUUGUCCGAUGCUGCUAAAGUGUUGGCCGCUAAUAUAACAGACAAAGACUUAAAUGCCUACUUACAGAAUUUAAAACAGAAAUUAGUAGAUGGUCAAAACGAAAAAGCGGUUCAGGAAAUUCUCGAAUUUGGACUCAAGCAAGCUCAUAAUGGAACUUUAGCUCCAUCCAAACAAGAAAUAAUCCAAAGUUGUAUCGAUUCGGAAAAAUUAGUCCAACGAUUUUCAAACGCCACAAAUGAUAAAAUUAAAAAAUGCGCCACGGUCGUAUUGGCUCAAUAUACAAACGUCGUUACCAACAGUUACAACGACGUGCAAGUUUUCAUGAUGUUUCCCUCCGUGAUUUGGAGGAACAUACAGAAAUGCGGAUUGGAUGCCACCUGCAAAUCGUUGAUAGUGGAUGACGUUAUCAAAGAAACGUACAACAUUCCACCGAGAGUAUUCAAUUUAGCUGCAAAAAUUCAAAGCCUAGUCGUGAGAACCAUCACCGCUGUGGACAAUUGUGCAAUAGACGCUUUGAAGGAUUUAUCUAACACCGGUACUAAAUUGGUCGCUGGGGUUUAUGAAUGCAUCAUCGAUAGAACAAUCCAAAAUCAUUGCACGGUUACAAACUGAAUUUCAUUAGUGGUAGAAAUGCAUAUUUGUACAAAACAAUUAAAUAUGCAUUUACAAUAAAUAUUUUCUUAUUUUACUUCAAUUUAAUGUAUUCGCACGCUUUACUCGAUGGGCCGCAAGGCACUUGAAUAAAUGAAAUUAAACUUAUAAUAAAACCCUUAUCUACGUCACAUACUAUUCAGCUACACUUUGAUACUAUUGCGAUAUAAUUUUAGUGAAAAAAAAUUGAAUGGA